AUGACAGUAGCCGCCCACAAGCAAAACCGUUCGAGCCCAGAUGUCGGUGGUGGUGCUGGUGGUGCUGGUGCCCGGGCGGGUGGUUACCUUACAAAUGUUUUGAUAAGAAAGGACUACCAACCCCUCCUCUCCCAUUCACCAUUCAAUCUUCAACCACAUGUAUACGGGGCUGACGGGUACGGUACGAACCCCCCUGCUUUUGCACUAGCUCGUGACCCUAAUUGCGUACCAGAGCUUGCGGUACUUGCCUUUUCCUCCCUUCCACCCUCUACGACUGGCUCAUUUGCUUCCAGUCCAGACUUAGUAGCACCACUACUAUUUCCUGGGAUUUUGAUACCCCUCGCUAAACGCCAGCCUCCCCCCGCCAGGUUUCGGGCUAAAUUGAUAGCGCUAGUGCCUGAUCCUGAACAGAACCACGUCUUGAGUCUCUCUUUCUACAAAUACACUUGCGCUUCUCGUCCCCUCUCCUUUCUUUCGAGGAGAUUAUGUAUAAUUAGCAUGUCGGCUACUUCAUUUCUGGACAAACCACUCCUCAAAGUCAGUCGACCAGUGGCUGCUUGCUCAAGAUGCCGAACAGCCAAAAUCAAAUGUGACGGGAAGCUUCCGGCCUGCUCCGCGUGCGAAAGGGUCGGAAAAGCGAGCACCUGCUCCGGCGCAAGUGACGAAUUCGCCAGAGGAAAGGAAAGAAGCUAUGUCGCCUCUUUGGAAGGUUACUGCGAACGACUCAAAACGAAGAUUGACGAUCUUCGCCGCCUCAAAACAUCAUUAUCUGUGGACGAAAGGGGUGUCGCCCAUCAAAGCUCGAUCACCUCCAUCUCCUCGGCAGGUACUGUUGCACAGGAAGGUGGCAAAGAAGUGACUGACAUCGAUGACCUCGUUGGUGAUUUUGGCUUCUUGUCCGUCAAUGCGACUUCGAGAGACUUCCAUGGGAUUACUUCGAAUACGUCUUUCGCCAAUCUUCUUCUGUCCCUGUCUCAAGCUGAGUCGAUACCAAGAACGACGGCGCAGUCAAUACCGCCACGCCAUGAGAUAAUGCCCGUGCUACAACACUAUUUCGACAACAUCUACAUACAGCUUCCAUUUUUCGCCGAAACGAGCUUCUGGACAUCUGUGGAUGCGGUCUACCAAGCUGGGGGGCGCUUUGCCAAGCCCUUUGACAAGUGGAUUGUGCAUAUGGUCUUAGCCACUGCGUCUGCGUCUAUCUCCCUCGAGAUCGGUGAUAGAAGUCAUCACAGAGCGUUGUCUCAUGUUUCAAUGGCAAUGAAUCAAGCCGAGGACGUCGUCCGUCCCGGUACUAUAGCCGGUAUCCAGUCAAUCCUCCUGCUUGCCCAAUAUUCCUUAUUCGACCCGCAACACUUUCGCAGCUGGUACUUAGUAGGGAUGGCUGUCAGGGUAAUGGUCGAUCUAGGCCUACACCAGGACCCGCCUUUGGAUGUUCAGUCAGCCUCGGUGCAGCUGGACCUGCGCCGCCGUGUUUUCCAUUGUGUCUAUUGCUUGGACAGAGGAAUAAGCACUGCCUUUGAAAGAACCUUCUCGUUCUCAGACGAUUCCGUCGAUGUUGCUUUGCCGUCUUCUGCCACGUCCCUAGGGGCUUCGCUAACCGAAAAGAGCCAUAUAUUUUUACGAAGCUCGGAGCCUGCGUGGCACAUCGUCAGAAUUCGCCAAAUACUGUCGGAGGGUUACCAGAGAAGAUAUUUUCAUGAACACGAGACUUCUCUUCAAGCUCCGGCCUCGACGUGGGCUCUCUGCUCAAAAGCAUACGAGUGGUUUGAUAAAAUCCCGAGUAAUAUACCAAACCACUUCCCCAUCCUGUACCGAUUGGAGCUAUCAUACACGAUAGUCGUGAUUCUCUCUGCUGGCGACGAACAGACCACACUAUGUGAUUACAGCAAGAUUGUUCUGUUCCAUUGCUGCAUGCGGUACAUCAAAGAACUCUAUGAGGUGCUGAAGAACCCUGCCUGGCUGCCUUUGAUGACCUUCCUGGAUAUUCAGAGGACGUAUCAAGUUGGCCGACGAUUCAUACGAGAUGUGACAGAAAACCAGGACCUUCUGUUGAACCCGUCGAUACCCGCAUUGCCCUCAAUUCCUCCGGAGACCCCGGAACAGCUGAUUUUGAAUGGUGAGGAUUGUAUGAGCUUCCACGCGCGCGCCUCGGAAUGUCUUUCUCAGAUCAACAAUCUCCUCCAAUAUGGUGCAAGCAAGUGGGGAGCGACCAGCAUACUUGGAGACUUCCAGCAAAUGUGCGAGCCCGCCCGGAGCCGUCUAUUACAUGCAUCGAAUCCAUAUCUGGCAGGUUCUGGGGCCUAUAUGGCUGGCUACGCUUCAUUGGUGCCUGCAGGAACAGGAUACCUAGGCUUUGACAUUGGAUGA
This is a messenger RNA of Aspergillus niger, 2370 nucleotides long. RefSeq lists its product as uncharacterized. Gene Ontology annotation, biological process: positive regulation of transcription by RNA polymerase II; DNA-templated transcription. The coding region runs from base 1 to 2370 and encodes 789 amino acids. NCBI's taxonomy places the organism in Eukaryota, Fungi, Ascomycota, Eurotiomycetes, Eurotiales, Aspergillaceae. The transcript has 7 exons. Gene Ontology annotation, molecular function: sequence-specific DNA binding; DNA-binding transcription factor activity, RNA polymerase II-specific; zinc ion binding. The record is from RefSeq and is a predicted model, not a curated record.